AGGAGAAGGGGCUGCCCCGAGGGCUUGAAGGCGCCCUCUUUUCUCAGCUCUCUUUCUCCCAAGGGAGUUUCUUACUCCUCCUAAACAAGCUGCAGAAGAAAAGUAGUUACACAAGUUUGCACCUUACGCAAAGCCCCUGUGCUGCGCGGCUCUACUUUGCUAGACGCCGGAGAAAUUUCUCCGAUCCUUGGAGAGGCCAAUCCAGAGAGAAAGAGAAUCGGCGCAGCGGCGUCGCCGGAGGGGAAGGCGUUCUUUGCCCGGACGGGAACUGGGGAGCCAAGAUCUGCCCUUCGCUCGCAGACCAGCGAGAGUUCAGACUCUCUCCUUGCCUCGGAGACGUCGAGGAGCAGCUGCCGCCGCCAGCAUGUCGAAGGCGGCGGCGGCCGCCGGAGCGGCAGCGGGAGCGGAAAGUUGCGGGGUGGCGCCGGCCGAAGACCUUUCCAAGGUGUCCGACGAGGAGCUGCUGAAGUGGACCAAAGAGGAGCUCAUCCGCAGCUUGCGCAAGGCUGAGGCCGAGAAGAUGAGCGCCAUGCUGGACCACAGCAACCUGAUCCGCGAGGUCAACCGGCGCCUGCAGCUGCACCUGGGCGAGAUCCGGGGGCUGAAGGACAUCAAUCAGAAGCUGCAGGAAGACAACCAGGAACUGCGAGACCUUUGCUGUUUCUUGGACGACGACAGGCAGAAAGGCAAAAAGGUUUCCCGAGAGUGGCAGAGACUUGGCCGGUACAGCGCUGGCGUCAUGCACAAAGAAGUUGCUUUGUAUUUGCAGAAGCUGAAGGAGCUGGAAGUGAGGCAGGAAGAGGUGGUGAAAGAGAACCUCGAGCUGAAGGAACUUUGUGUCCUGCUGGAUGAAGAGAAGGGUGGUGUUGCAGGGUGCCGAAACUCGAUAGAUAGCCAGGCCAGCCUCUGCCAGCUAAAUGCCACCAGUACGUACAUAAGGGAUGUGGGGGACGGAAGCAGCACCUCCAGCACCGGAAGCACAGAUAGUCCUGAUCAUCAUAAGCACCAUCCAAGCUCGAGUCCCGAGCACCUCCAGAAAACAAGGAGCGAAGGGAGCCCUGAGCAUCAAAAGCACAGGAGUGCUAGUCCAGACCACCUCCAUAAACCCAGAAGUUCUGGCAGCCCUGAUCACCAGAAGCAUCUGAAAGGGCCAAGCCCCGAGCACCACAAAACCAUUGGCAAAGUGGCCCCCGAACAGCAAAAGCACAGCUGUAGCAGUCCGGAAACCCUGCCCAAGCACAUGUUGAGUGGUAGCCCUGAACAUUUUCAGAAACACAGGCCUGGGAGCAGCCCGGAGCACCAGAAGCACAGCAGCAGCAGCAGCCCGGAGCACCUUCAGAAGCACACUCUGAGCGGAAGCCUGGAGCAUCUCCCCAAAGUGAGGGGCACCAGCCCUGAGCACCUCAAGCAGCAUUAUGGGGGCAGCCCAGAGCAUCACAAGCACUUGGGUGGAGGCAGCAGAGAAGGCACUUUAAGGAGGCAAGUCGCGGAUGACCUGUCCCCCCAUCACAGGGGCCUCUACAACGGGAUGAAUGAACCAACCUUGUCCUAUGUUAGGCAGCUGGAAGCAAGAGUAAGACAGCUGGAGGAGGAAAAUCGCAUGCUGCCCCAGGGUCCCGUUAGGAUGCCAUCAGGGGCAGAUGGGAAUUUCUGCUCUUCAAGGCCUCCAGCUAGCUUCAGUGACCAGGCCUCCUCGCCUUCUCAGCAGCCUGAAGCGAUGGUUAAUGCCCUCAAGGUUGUGUGGAGGAAACUUGGAGAUGCUGCAGGCUCGUGUCCUGGAAUUAGACAACACAUGUCUGGAAACCAGUAUAAAGGACCAAUGUAAAUGGAUACCAAAACAGAGAAGAGUUUCAGCUGCUGGUGGAUUUGACCUAGUCACUGGUGCCUCUUCACUAACAAUGCUAUAACUCCAUGCGCGGUCUGGAUUGAAUCUGGAAACUGGUACAAGUUUUUUUUUCCUCAAGAAGACUUGGCUGUAAAGUAUCCAAAUCUCCUGGCAUUCCGUAUAUAUCAAAAUGCAACUCUGCCUCCUUUAAUCCUGCCAGGAACAUUUCAGCGUAGAUUCUGAAGAGAAUACAGCUGAUAUCGUCAAGGCUGCUCAAAAUCUAACCUGGAAAACCAGAAGGCAAAUCCAUGGAGGAAGUGCUUAUUUUUUUGAAAGCUGCAGUGGAUUCCUGUGGAGAUUUUCCCAGGAGCUUUUCACCAGAUUGGAGAGACGCCAACAGACUGUGCCUUUGGUCUUCACAGUUUGGGGAAAGUCUGUUACCCCUGGUAGUCCCACACCUGAGCGUGACAAACGUUAGUUAAUGGUGCUUAGGCAAAUUGCAGCAGAAACAGUUUCUUUUCUGGUUUGUAGAAUACUUGCAUUCUGAGGUGCUAAAAGGCCUUCAAGUCUCUUAACCAGCCAGUAGUGUAGCAAAGAAAUCUACAGCAGAAAAAUAAAAAGCCCCUACCCCAAACAAAAGGGGGGAAAUCCCAUUUAUUUUUAUUCGUCUCAAUGGAUGUCUUCUAAAGAGAAGGCAAAGUCCAUUCAGCGCACUUAGCAGCCCAAUCCUAAAGUAACCUCAGUGAUGGAGCACUGAAGGGGAUGUGCUGGUGUAACAGGCAAGACCUCCUGUGUGCUGCAGACAGGAUAGAUCCAUGCUGAUGUCAGGUGGCUAAUAGAUGGUGGUUGCCUCCGCCAGUAGUUUGAAGUCUUAGCUGUACAAUGAUAGCAGUGGGAUCCAUUAUCAAGCCUAGCUGGGGAUUAGGCAUGCCCUUUGGAUUGCAUAAGUAGGAACUAAAGAAGCACUCUAAAGAUAAGGUGAGGGGUAUGCAAGGAAGGACCAUCUGGCUUGGGGGAGACAGGUAAAGGGAGUGCUUUAGGGUAUGGCCCAUUAAAAAAGUUACAAAAGGACUUCCAUGCAUUCAGCGGGCUGGAACCAAUCAGGGGUUGGGAUGUGCUGAAAAACAACAUCGGGGCGGGGGGAGAGGGGCCCAAUUCCUUACUUGAGGAACUUCCACACAGGGACUUGGAAAAAUAUA
Eublepharis macularius is the source of this 3024-nucleotide messenger RNA. It is a transcript of the gene CCDC85A, whose product is annotated as coiled-coil domain containing 85A. The coding region runs from base 365 to 1825 and encodes 486 amino acids. Lineage: Eukaryota; Metazoa; Chordata; Lepidosauria; Squamata; Eublepharidae. The transcript is spliced from 5 exons. The record is from RefSeq and is a predicted model, not a curated record.